Molecule: messenger RNA, 1015 nt
Organism: Corticium candelabrum
Lineage: Eukaryota; Metazoa; Porifera; Homoscleromorpha; Homosclerophorida; Plakinidae
Exons: 1
Coding region: 11-823 (270 amino acids)
Biological process (GO): biosynthetic process
Source: RefSeq, a predicted model, not a curated record
UGGUGUCUCAAUGAAGGCUCUCAUUCUAGCCGCUGGAUACGGAACACGUCUGGAGAAGGAUAUAGACGCUGACGAGUCGGGAAAGUUUUUUUCACUUGUGGGGAUCCCCAAACCUCUACUUUUGGUUGGUGGAGUUGCGCUUGUAAGUCGAUGGAUUAGACUUCUAGAGGCAGCUGGAGUCACCGAAAUCAUUGUGGUGACUAAUGACAAGUACUUCGAUCAGUUCUCGAAAUGGUCGGUCGAUUUUGAGAACGUGAAACUAUUAAAUAAUGGAACGAGGAGCAAUGAAGAUCGUCUGGGUGCUAUUGGUGAUAUACAUUUUGCCAUUCAGGAACAAACUAUAAACGAUGAUCUUGUGAUUGUUGGGGGUGACACUCUGUUUUUUGAAGAUUUUGACCUGAGAGACUUAAUUGAGAAAUUUGAGGUACGAAAACGGGAAGACAGUGGGAGUUUUGGUGGAGUUGUGUUGAGGUAUGUGUGUAGUGAUGAUGAGACCACUAGACGCGGUAUCUUGGAGAUCGACAAAUCAGAAAGAGUAAUUGAUUUCUUAGAGAAACCUUUGCCUCGGAUGACGUCAUCAAGGAAUGCUUGUCCGUGCUUUUAUCUAUUAUCGCAACACGGGCAUUCUCUUAUUGGUCAGUUUUUGGACGAGAGGCGGGACCGUCCUUUGAGAGAGAAAGAUGCUCCUGGAAAUUUGGUGUUGUACGUGUGUCAACGUUUGGCAAUGUUUGCCGUUGAGAUCUCUGGGAGAUUUGAUGUGGGGUGUCUGUCGAGUUACGUUGAGUGUGACAGAUACUUUACAAGUAAAGAGAACAAAAUAUAAUUUACUUUGGACUCGUGUCUGUAGUGAAAGUUAGACAUAAUUCGGAGAUUGAAUUUAUGACGAGAAUAUUUUCUAUUCGAACUACAAUUUUUUUGUAAGUUUUCACACAUACUAUUAUUAUUUGGAAAUCUAAAGAGUGUAUUGAUUUCAAUGCAGACCAGAAGUGCUUUCGCUAAAAUAAAAAUCAGCUAA